GCCAAUCCUCCCGCAGUCCCCAUUGUCUCUUCAGCUCGUAUGACCGUUACCGAAUUCUGCUACAGCCACAGCCUUGAUCUAUUAAUUCCUCCCUAUCAACCCACCUUAACCUACUUUGAUCCAGUGCAGACGCUAAAAUGCAACGCCAUUCGCUGUGGCUUGGGAACCAGGCAGUGUCUCACGAAUGAGAUACUAGGGAGCACACUAAACCCGGACUGGGAUGACGAUUCCCAGCAGAUUGCGUACGCCGUCUCUCUCCAUCCCUGUCUGCCUCAUGCAAACCCAGGUAGGUGGGUGCCCAGCAUCAUGGAUUCAAUCAUGUCGCCAGCCUUCGGACGUCGGAGCACACUCAUGCCUGCAUGCAAUGAGACGGAUCUGCGGGCUUCAUAACAGCGUGAUUUCUCG
Messenger RNA from Aspergillus piperis CBS 112811, 405 nucleotides. RefSeq lists its product as uncharacterized. The transcript has 2 exons. The coding region runs from base 40 to 390 and encodes 116 amino acids. The record is from RefSeq and is a predicted model, not a curated record. Lineage: Eukaryota; Fungi; Ascomycota; Eurotiomycetes; Eurotiales; Aspergillaceae.